Aspergillus japonicus CBS 114.51 is the source of this 315-nucleotide messenger RNA. RefSeq lists its product as uncharacterized. The transcript is spliced from 3 exons. NCBI's taxonomy places the organism in Eukaryota, Fungi, Ascomycota, Eurotiomycetes, Eurotiales, Aspergillaceae. Bases 1 to 315 code for a protein of 104 amino acids. The record is from RefSeq and is a predicted model, not a curated record.
AUGCACUUCCUCAAGUCCCUCGCCGUCCUCCUCGUCUCCGCUCUGAGCGUGUCCGCCACCCACUUCCACAACAACUACGGCAAGAACGGCUGGAUCCAGGACAACCAGGGCUCCGACAUCCAGCUCAAGAACGGCGGCUCCGUGACCAUCGGCGGCGGCUGGGGCUUUUUCUGGGUCGACAGCAGCGUCUGUUCCAAAAACUCGGUUACCUACACCUGGCCCUCCAGCUACGGCGAUGUCUAUAUCCACAGCGAUGGUUUCUUGUACGACGCUAGUGGUUACCAAAUCUCCGGCGGUGCUCACAUCUGCGGUUAA